UUGAAGUGCUGCAGCCGCCGAGGUGCCUCUUCACACCUCGGGCCCGGCAUAAAGCCGGGGCGGCGGCAGCGCCCCGCACAGCGCUCCGCCGCCGCUCCGCCAUGGCCCACGGCCGCACGCUGCCCGCCGCCGCCCCGCCGCAGGACCGGGGCGACCUCCGCACCGCCGGGACCCCCGGGGCACCUCCGGACCCGCUGGGCUACAGCAGCAGCUCCCCCGCGGCAUCGCCCGACUCCUGCGGCCUCGCCUCGCCCGCCGCGGCGCGGGGGCCCUGCCGCGGGCACGGCGCCCCCCGGCCCCGGGGCAGGAAGGGGGCGCGGGGCGGCGGGGCGGGGGUCCCGCGGCAGAGCGCCAGCGAGCGGGAGAAGCUGCGGAUGCGGCGGCUGGCGCAGGCCCUGCUGCGGCUGCGGCACUACCUGCCGCCCGCGCUGGCGCCCGCCGGCCAGACCCUCACCAAGAUCGAGACCCUGCGCCUCGCCACCCGCUACAUCGCCCACCUCUCCGCCCUGCUGGGGCUCGGCCGGGGGGCGCCGGCGCCCCGACACUGUCCCCUCUGCCCGCGGGGCCUGGGCUGCUGCCAGGACACGCAGCCCCGCGCCGCUUCGCCGCCCCGCACCGCGGGCUGGGGGUCGCCUCCCACGGCGGUGAUCCCCCCGCAGCUGCACGGGGCUCCCGGCAUGGGGACGGGGGCCUGGGGGUCGCCCCUCUGCAGCCCGGCUGCAGCGGGCACUGCCCCAGAGGUGCUUGGCGGUCCGGAGAUGGGCUUAGAGACCUGGGGAUCCCCCCCCUACACCCCUGCGGCAGGGACCCUCCCAGAUGUGCCUGGGGGUCUGAACAUCGGAAUGGAGACCUGGGGGUCUCCCUCCUACAUCCCUGCAACCGGGACCCCUCCAGAGGUUCUUGGGGUCUCCAACAUCCAGACGGAGACCUGGGGGCCAGCCCCCUACGUGCCUGCAGUGGGGACCUCCUCAGAGCUGAACACGGCUGUCACCUCCACUGCGUCCCCCUGGCUGACCCCUCCCCACUCUGCAGGGGCUGUGUCCCCCCCGGAGCUCCCUGGUGAUGUCCUGGACGUGGGCCUGGUGCUGUCAGAGUUCGUGGGCACAGGGACAGUCACCCAGGAUCUCUCUGCGGACCUGCUCUCGCUGCUGGAGGCUCUGUUCCCUGCACCGCCCCGGCACUGACCCGGGCGAGGCCCGGAGCACCACGAUGCCCGUCUGGAGCCCUGCAGCCCGGGGACACAGCGGCCCUCGGGACAGCUGCAGGAACAAGCUGCCCCUCGGAGCCUGGAGCCGUGCUGGCCGCGCCGGGUGCCGUGCUGCUCUGAGCUGGAUGUGAAUAAACCCUCGUGCCCUC
This is a messenger RNA of Taeniopygia guttata (zebra finch), 1356 nucleotides long. RefSeq lists its product as uncharacterized. Gene Ontology annotation, molecular function: RNA polymerase II cis-regulatory region sequence-specific DNA binding; DNA-binding transcription factor activity, RNA polymerase II-specific; protein dimerization activity. Gene Ontology annotation, cellular component: nucleus. The record is from RefSeq and is a predicted model, not a curated record. Gene Ontology annotation, biological process: mesoderm formation; heart morphogenesis; somite rostral/caudal axis specification. NCBI's taxonomy places the organism in Eukaryota, Metazoa, Chordata, Aves, Passeriformes, Estrildidae.